This is a messenger RNA of Penicillium samsonianum, 1506 nucleotides long. RefSeq lists its product as uncharacterized. The transcript is spliced from 4 exons. The coding region runs from base 1 to 1506 and encodes 501 amino acids. The record is from RefSeq and is a predicted model, not a curated record. NCBI's taxonomy places the organism in Eukaryota, Fungi, Ascomycota, Eurotiomycetes, Eurotiales, Aspergillaceae.
AUGGUGACUCCUGAAAUCCAACACUUGGUCCUGAAUGCCACGUUCAAGGGCAUCCAGCGUGAUGAUCAAAAUGUACCCGUUCAUCAAUUCCUAGGUAUAAAAUAUGCCAGCAUCCCGGCACGAUUCGAGAAGGCCGAGCCUGUGCGCGGUUUUGACGGAGCCGUUGUUGAUGCCUCGAAAUAUGGUCCAGUAUGUCCUCAACCAGUUGUGGAUGUCCGCCAUCUCCUCCGUAUUCCAGAGGACUUCGCCAUUGUCCCGGAAGCAGCGGACGAAUUUGAAUGCCUGAAUCUAGAGAUUACAUGUCCUCCAAAGUCUUCCAUAACAGGCCCUAUUCCUGUUCUCGUCUGGAUACAUGGCGGCUCUCAGAUCGUCACAUUCUGCUCUGCUGCCUCCAAGAUUUGUGACCCGACCAAGAUUGUUGCAGAUUCUAUCAAGACAGGCAAACCCAUCAUCUUUGUAUCGAUCAAUUACCGCCUAAAUAUCUUCAGUUUUGGAGAUGGGAAAGAAAAGAACCUGGCCCGGAAAGAUCAGCGUCUGGGUAUUGAGUGGGUGCGACAGAAUAUCGCUGGUUUCGGGGGUGAUCCUGAAAAUAUCACGUUGUCGGGCGAAAGUGCGGGGGCUAUCUAUACCCAUGCUCAUCUCAUCACUGGCCCUCCUGUGAAAAGGGCCAUCAUGGCAUCUGGGACUCUUUAUCUGUCCUCGCCGCUACCGGUCGAAAAGGGAGAUGGUCUUAUUAAAGGACUAGAGGCCAAGGUCCGAGAGCUUGGUCAGACUUCGCUGCGCGAAUCCUCCGUUACUGUACUGGUCCAAGCACUGCGAGAGUGCAAUGUGAAUACAAUGUGGAUCCAAGAGGAGCCUGAACUGUCAGGUUGGGAAACCAGACCUGAGCAGGUUGAGGAAGUGAUGAUUGGUGAUGUUGAGUACGAGUCUGUUAUCUGGCGAAACGGCGUCGAGCUCCUAGAUGGAGAGACGAUCGCAGCUGCAUUCGACAACGAUAAGCAAUGGGGUACGCAGCUUCGAAAAAUGUACCAAAUUUUCGGUGAUCGCCCAACUGCCGCGAAGCUGGGAGCUCUAGAUCUCGUCAAUGAUGUUCGGUAUACUCUCCCUGUCGAGGUGAUUACCGACAAGUUACGCGCGGCAAACAAGCGAGUCUUCCAAUAUGUGGUAGACCAGUCUAAUCCCUGGCAAGCUUCAAGUCGUGCACACCAUGCAGUUGAUCUGCUGUUUCUGUUCGACGGCGUUGAUCUAUCGUUCAAUCCUGCGGCUAGCGCUGUUGGAAAGGAGAUGCGGCAGCGUUGGAUUCGGUUUGUCAAUGGUGAUGGACCUUGGUCUGCUGAUUUGCGAUUUGCUUUUGGACCUUUGGGUGAGUGCAAAGAGAUCGAUGAGUCGCAGUUCGCUGCUCGUCGGAGAGUUGAGCAUUGCAAGGUGCUUAAGGAAGCAGGAAAUGGCGCGUAUAUGCCUAUUGUCUUUGGUUUGACUGCAGGGAGAAUUAGUCUAUUAAAUUAG